Messenger RNA from Babesia ovata, 4305 nucleotides. RefSeq lists its product as uncharacterized. The transcript has a single exon. The coding region runs from base 1 to 4305 and encodes 1434 amino acids. The record is from RefSeq and is a predicted model, not a curated record. NCBI's taxonomy places the organism in Eukaryota, Apicomplexa, Aconoidasida, Piroplasmida, Babesiidae.
AUGGCGUUCUUGCAUUCCGUUCUCAAAGAUGUCCACGAUAGACAGCCUUACAGUGUUGGUAAAAUAACAUUACAAAAUGAUGUUGUUAAGCAUUUGAAAGAUAAAUUGUGUUCAGGUCAUGAGGGUUUUAAGAGUGUCAUUGACUUUGUGGCGCAGGGCGUCGGGGGGUAUAAUAGGGAGGUGAGGGAGGGGAAUGGGAAGGUGAAGAAGCCGAUAAAUGAGUUUCUAAGGCACAUAAACGACAGAUUUAAAAACGAGGUUAGUAUAAUUUUGGAAAAUAAUUUUGUUCCAGGCACGAAGAUGAGCUUCACGCCGGUGGAAGUCAAACAAGCCGAGGAGGCUGUGCAGUCAGUGAAUAACAAAUUGGAAGAUAGUCUGCGCACUACUAUGGUUUUUACAGAAGCAAUGGAUGCCGUUGUAGGCGACAUUGCGCACUUAAAUCACGAACUGAAACUUAAUGUUAAUAAUGCCGUAAUAGCAAUGCAACGUGAAUUAGAUGUGUUACAUUACUCGUGUCAGACGCAGAGCUUCGAUUUGAAGGGUGUGAUUAAAAUGGUUGGUGAGCAGUUCAGUGAGUUGAAUAACAAAGUUAAUGCUGAAACGAAAACGAAUGUGGAGAAGUUGGUGAAUGAUUUGAAGCAGAAAAUUAUGGCGUUCAGGCAGGAGAUACAAAAUGUCAAGCAGCCGUUGGAAGCAUGGAUUUUAUCGGCUGAGGCGCAGCUUGCUGAUUCCGAAACAUACGUUGCACAGGGAGUGGAAACUUUCGAAAAAAACUAUCCAUUGAUAAAUAAGGCACUUGGUGAGAUAAAAAAUAUUGCACAACCACUGAGCUUGCCGUUUAAUUUGAAAACACCAUUUGACAAGUCAUCUCUUGAAAUAUUUAAUGAUUCCGUUAGGCAAAAAAUAAAAAUGUUUCCGAAGGCAGUAGAGGCAGAUAUAGACAACUUGAAGAGGCAGUUGACAAAGCUGAUUAAUGACUACGUUACCGGUUUGAGUGACGGUGAGGUGUAUGCUGGUAUGGUCUAUGAGUUCGUAAAUGACGUCUUGGACAACGCCAUCAACACCCUUGUUCCAGAGGUAAAGAAACCAGCUGUCGGAGACAAAUAUAAACCUCUAAACAUAAAAAUUGAGAAAUUUAUGGAAAAUCUGAAAAAUGAGCAGAGCCAAAUCGAUGAAAUGAUCACUUCAGUAGAGAGAGACAUUCUAAACCUGAGAACGCAAUCUGCUAAUACAAACGAUCCCGACUCAAAACUCAAUCCGUUUGUAGGCACCAUGCAAGCUCAAAUGAAAACACUUAAAAUCAAACUUGACGAUCUUAUAUUGUUGGUGGAGGCUGCAGAUGAUAAGUUGAAUGCUUGGAUUUCAACCGUCGAUGCUUAUAUUGCAACAAUUGACGGAUUACGUGACACGUGCGUCAAGCAACUGGAGUCGUACGUAAAUGCCUCUAUAUCUUACGCCCAAAGCAUGAUUACCACCUAUAUACGUAAACGUUACGUUCGUUCCAUGAAACUGAUGCUGGAGGCUUUCGCCACGAAAGCCAUUGACGUAUUGAGUCCUCUGCCUACCUUGGUCGAAAACGAUAAACAUAUCGGCUUUAAAGGCUUCAUGGAGACAAUCGAUAUAAAUUUUAAUUCUAAAUUUGAAUCGCAUACAACUAAGAAAAGCCUUUCGGAUUUAGCGUCCGCCUUCACGAAUUUCUACAGUGGCCUGAAAGCGUACAUUCACGAAGAGAUUAGGAGGGUGCAUAAGAAGGAAAGGGAAAAGAAAAAUCCGCUUCCUCCUGAUGCCGAACCCUAUUACGCUAAUAAGCUUUUACAAGUUACGCUGUCACUUAUUGAUUUGCUUAUGCAUAUUCACAGUAAUAAACGGUACGACCAUAAGUUGCCAGAAAAGCUCGAUAAACUAGCCGCAGCAGUUGACGAGCUUAAACCAGAUGGCUUCGAGAGAGUUACGACCCCCGUACUUGACAGUAUAGUCAGUGGCGUCGGCAUGUUGGAGAAUGAACUAAGAAAAGUAUACAUAUCCACUUACUCGUUGCAGAAGCAACAAGAAGCCGACGCGACAAAGUACGCCAAAAUUCUUCUCACCGCAUUACCUAUAAUGAUGACACAUUUGGGUGAACUGAAACAGAAGUGUGAUACAGCGCCUCCGGAUGGUUGGAAGUUCUGUCGUCUCUAUUUAUCAUCCAAAGCCAGAAAAAAUCCAAUGGGGGAUUUCCUUCACAGUUGCGGAUACGUCGUCCCUAGCGAUAUAGAUAAGCAAGACGGCGAAUUGCAAUGUCAUCUCAAGAUGGCCGGUAACGAUAUCGGCAUGAAGCUUCUGCGCAUGAACAUUGUCAAGGCCGUUGAUAUUCCACAUCUACCGGCUUGUGUGUCACAUGUAAAAAUGAAAACACACAUUAAUGUCAUUGAUAUUAUUGAAUGUAUGUUUACCCAUCUCCAAGAAUAUUCACGUGUUUGCCACCUCACAUAUAUUCCCACCCCGGCAGCGCCGACGAGCGUAUACAAGAUGCUCAUAUGGCUCAGUGGUUUCUGGUACAAUCCGAUGUACGAAAAGGUUACCAUGUAUGUUAGACAAUUAUUCGACAAGCCGAAAGAGGAGUCAAAAUUGCAAGAUCCCUCCAACUACAAACUCGACGCCACUCGGCCAUUCAAUGCCACGACCAUUACAGAUACACUUAGCGAUGUAUGUGAGCACGCGGAAAAGACACUCGUUGCUAUACUAGGCUUCGGCCACGCGGACGGUGAAUAUGCCGUUGGGUUCACCGACAACUCACAUAAAUUAAUGUAUCCCAGUAGUCCCUCGCAGUGCUUAGAUUUGCUCUUCGAGAUACUGUGCAGAGUGUAUCACCAGCUUAACUUUGUCUACGAGCAGUGUCGGCACGGUCAACUAUAUGGUGGGUGGAACAGCUGCUGGUAUGGUCGCGGCGUUGCAGGAUCAGCGUGGGACUGCAACAGUAUGCAGUGUCCUAACCAACCGGCCAACCAAAUUGCUGACCAAAACAGUAACCAAAACCAUGACCAAAUGUGUAACCAAAAGUGUGACCAAAACCCUAAGUGCGGACUAAAAUCUCCACUGCAAUCCUUCUUGGAGGACGGCCUCCCUGGCUUCUUGCCACACUCCUUUACCGCACCUAAUUGUAAGAUCACUUGUCAGAUGCCCAAACAUUUUGGACUGCCGUGCAAAACGCCAAUGGGUUUUGCUGAUAUUGCCACAGCGGCGUCACAUUGUAAAACUGGUGACCACAUUAUGAAUGUGCUCAGCCAGUUCUGUGGCAAGGAACAUUCUGUGCUUGGCCAGCUUUGUAGCUUCCUCCAAUGUUUGUUACAGCGCACUCCACAAACACUCGAUGAGAUGUUUGCGUUUUAUUACGGCUUGCUCAAUGGGUGGGAUGAUAAUGACAAGCAACGUCAGAAGCAUAAGAGAUAUGCCUUUGACGAUGCCGUCACCAAGGCGUAUUUCAACGAACGUUAUGACGGUCUGGACAUUAGUCCAAUGUUUAACAGUAACGAUGGCUUGAAAAAUAUACACGCCAAUGGAAACUUGUUGUGUCUCACUAGUUGCAACAACAACCCAGCGUCAUUUCUCACUUGCGGCCCAUAUUUGCAACCGUUAUGUCAGAAUACAUGGACAGUUUUUUCAGAGAAGCGUGCCGAUAAAUACCUGUCAUGGAUCGUUUAUCUGACUGAAACGUUUUAUGAUUUGUUGAAAAUGUUGUACGAAGAAUGUUGUAGCAAGUGCGACAAAAGGGGCACGAAAUGCUACGAAAAAUGUAGUAUUGCGGGUUGUCCAGUUAAAUACCCUGACGCAUCUAAGAAAGGCAGCGAUGAAUAUAAGACAAAAUUUCAAACGUAUCAGACAUCCCGUCACACUAAAGAGUGCACAUCCAUUGUUAAGUGCAAGCACACCAGGCCAACGUUAUAUAAAUAUGGAUUUAAUUUUGAGAACACAUUGCAAGUCAGAGACCAAUAUAACAUAGGCAGGAAACGCACGUGUAGAGACCUGUGCAACGCACUGGACAGAGUGCUGAGUAUACAGAAAGCAGAUGAGCCCGCUCUAGCAAAAUUAAUUUAUGAGACAAUUCCCAACUUCUUAUGGAAAAUCAGAGAGCCAUUCUCACUGACACUUUUAGCCCUCUGGUCGCUGUCGCUCCUCUACCUGCUGCACAUCGCCGUCGUCCGCCUCGACGUGCUGAGGAUACGCUCCCACCUGAGAUCACCCUCAAGCCACAGGAUCGCCGCGCAGUCCCUCCUCGCCGCCGCACGCGUCAAGGCACUCGCCAACGUCAAGUACUUCUCACCAUAA